AUUUCGCAUGUCUGAGCAGCGCCAUAGUUCGUGUGCCGAAAGUCACGUAAUCCACGUUUGGGAUGCAUUUUUUACCUUCGACUCGUCUGGCUUGGUGGUGCAUUGGAGUGAGUGGGUCAGAGCGUGCAAUGCAAUCACCUGCGAAGGGUAAACAAUCCCCUUCUUAGGCGCCGCCUUUCAUCGCGCAUCGUCGUUUCUACUCCAGACACAUAGGCUUUUUUUAAACGAUUAACAACACCAUUUGAACGUGAGCAUCUGAACGGAUGGCUUGCUGUAUGUAGAAAAGUGCGCAUUGCUGACCCUGUUGACCCUGUGACUUCUGUAGUGGAAAGUGGAAAAUUUGAAGAUUGGCCAACGGGUUAUUUAGGAACGUGAAACAAAGCUACGCGAAUAGUGAAAAGGUUGCUGGUGUUACCAUGGCAGCAGUGCAGGUGGAACAGCAGCUCCCGUUGGCGAACGACACGAAGAUCGUAAAGGCGAAACCAGUCCGCAAGGUUUUUAAGGGCGCAUCACGCGUUAUCAACAAAAUACCCGCCACCCUGCUAAACGAUGUUGAACUUAACGAGGCCAUCGCGGCUCUACCCACGAACUACAAUUUCGAGGUGCACAAAACCAUUUGGCGCGUGCGGGAAACGAAGGCCAAACGAGUGGCACUGCAGAUGCCAGAAGGUCUGCUAAUGUUCUCGCUCGUGCUCAGCGACAUCAUCGAGCGCUUUACAGAGGCGGACACCGUCAUCAUGGGAGACGUAACGUAUGGUGCGUGCUGUGUGGACGAUUUCACAGCCAAAGCCCUCGGGGCGGAUCUGCUCGUACACUACGGCCACAGCUGUCUCAUCCCCAUCGAUCAGACCACGGGCAUCAAGGUGCUGUAUGUGUUCGUAGACAUCAAGAUCGAUACACUGCACUUUGUUGAGAGCGUCAAGCUGAACUUUCCCCGCGACCGUAAGCUUGCCUUCGUCAGUACAAUCCAGUUCGUAGCCACACUGCACGCAUCUGCAAAGGAGCUACGAGAGGACGGAUAUGACGUCCUAAUUCCCCAAUCGAAACCACUGAGUCCGGGUGAAAUUUUGGGCUGUACGGCACCCCGUCUGGCCAAUGGGAGCGAUCCGGAUGGAACAUCCCGUACCCUUAUUUACCUUGGCGAUGGACGAUUCCAUCUGGAGGCGGCCAUGAUUGCAAACCCGGCACUCGAAGCAUACAAAUACGAUCCGUACGAGAAAAAGUUCACCCGCGAGCUGUACGACCACGAAACGAUGCGUCGCAACCGAAAGCAAGCGAUCGAUGACGCUCGCGAUGCACGGCGUUUCGGGCUCAUAUUGGGGACACUCGGACGGCAAGGUUCAACGAAAGUGUUGGAGCAUCUGGAGGGACGCUUGAAACACCACGGACGUGAAGCGGUCAUCAUACUACUAUCGGAGAUCUUCCCCACGAAACUCGCCCGCAUGGAGCACAUCGAUGCAUUUGUCCAGGUCGCCUGCCCGAGGCUUUCGAUCGACUGGGGUACCGCCUUCCCGAAACCGUUACUUACCCCGUACGAACUUUCCGUAGUGCUCGGAGAUGCCGAAUGGAACAUACCGGAGUGUACUGCAGCAACCGAACAGAAACCGAAACCCGUGCCCAACUUGGAGGUUGCUUAUCCGAUGGAUUUCUAUGCUAACGCGAGCCUCGGCCAGUGGACACCCAACUUUAAGAAGCUUGAUAUAUGCGAAAACUCAAACGGUGGAUGCUGUGGUCGAUGCAAGGAGGAAAAGGAUAAGGCGGAUGGGAAGGAAACAUCGUCGCACAUCGCUGCACAAGAGGAAUAGUUCGCAUUCGAUGGGUUUUAGCUGCUUGCUUGGUGCUGCUUUUGCGCUGACUGACUGCAUGCAUUGAAACAUUAGUGUGCACUAGGUAAACGAAUACUGCCACCAACGAAAUGUUACGAAACAAAUGUAUCGUAUACUCGCGUAGUUGAUAAGAUUGUGUAAAUAAAUGACAUACCAUAUUUAAAUAA
Messenger RNA from Anopheles funestus (African malaria mosquito), 1993 nucleotides. RefSeq names its product 2-(3-amino-3-carboxypropyl)histidine synthase subunit 1 (gene Dph1). NCBI's taxonomy places the organism in Eukaryota, Metazoa, Arthropoda, Insecta, Diptera, Culicidae. Gene Ontology annotation, molecular function: 2-(3-amino-3-carboxypropyl)histidine synthase activity. The record is from RefSeq and is a predicted model, not a curated record. Bases 417 to 1805 code for a protein of 462 amino acids. Gene Ontology annotation, biological process: protein histidyl modification to diphthamide. The transcript has 2 exons.